This is a messenger RNA of Eremomyces bilateralis CBS 781.70, 2210 nucleotides long. Its product is annotated as P-loop containing nucleoside triphosphate hydrolase protein. The transcript has a single exon. The annotation marks the transcript as partial. Gene Ontology annotation, biological process: interstrand cross-link repair; double-strand break repair via synthesis-dependent strand annealing; replication fork reversal. Gene Ontology annotation, molecular function: four-way junction helicase activity; 3'-5' DNA helicase activity; four-way junction DNA binding. The record is from RefSeq and is a predicted model, not a curated record. Lineage: Eukaryota; Fungi; Ascomycota; Dothideomycetes; Eremomycetales; Eremomycetaceae.
CGUCUUCGUGCUCCCCUCACAGGUCUACGACAAACCACCUUAUUCGGCCAGACACUGGACGGCGUCUCUCUCUCCCAGACCACCAAGCGGCAUGCCUUCCCCGUCGCGAGAAAAGAUGAACCACCUACGCAUCACCUGUUGGAUAAACAAGCGAUGGAAACCUGGGUGUAUCCCACGAACCUUGGGAGGAUCCGCGACUAUCAAUUCAACAUCGUGCAGAAGGCCCUCUUUCAUAACACCCUCGUUGCGCUGCCCACCGGUCUUGGGAAGACGUUCAUCGCUGCGACCAUCAUGCUGAACUGGCUUCGGUGGACGAAAAACGCGCAGAUCGUCUUCGUUGCUCCCACGAAACCAUUGGUAGCGCAGCAGGUGGAGGCAUGUUUUAGGAUCGCUGGCAUACCGAGGUCGGAGACCACGAUGUUGACGGGAGAGGUUUCUCCCGUAUUGAGGGAAGCCGAAUGGGAAUCGAAACGGGUGUUCUUCAUGACGGCGCAGACUCUGAUGAACGAUUUGCAAAAGGGUACCGCGGACCCGAAGCGGAUCGUACUGCUUGUGGUGGACGAAGCGCAUCGAGCGACUGGAGCGUAUUCGUACGUGGAGGUGGUCAAGUUUAUUGUCCGCUUCAACCAGAGUUUUCGCAUUCUUGCGUUGACGGCUACGCCGGGUGCAACUGUGGAAGCCGUCCAGAACGUCAUUGAUGGGCUCAAGAUCUCGCGAAUUGAAAUCCGAACGGAAGACUCGAUAGACAUCAGGGAAUAUGUCCAUCAACGCCAAAUGGAAAAGUAUCUCUUCGACGAGACCGAAGAGAUGGCAUUGCUCAUUGGGUUAUACAGCAAGGCUCUACGGCCCCUCGCGGAAAUUCUAAAGCAACAAAAUGCCUAUUGGACAACCGAUCCGUCCAAAAUGACGCCCUAUGGGCUGACUCAAGAGAGAUCCAAAUGGAUGGCGACCGCUGGGAAGAAUGCGCCCAAUUGGCAGAAAGGGCUGGUGGGCGCUGUCUCCGCGAUCCUCGGGACCUUUGCCUUCGCGUUUGACAUGCUCUUAUACCACGGCAUCACCCCGUUUUUCCAAAAGCUAGACCAGUUCCGGCAAGAGGUCCAAAAGGACCUGAGGAAGGUGAGUAAAUACAAGAAGCAGGUCUACGACAACGAACACUUCAAUAAGAUGAUGAACUAUCUGGAUACCUGGACCAGGAAUCCGAACUUCAUCGGACAUCCGAAACUGGAGUGCUUGCAGCAGCGCCUCAUGACGCACUUCCUCGACAACGGCGAAGGGAGCGAGCGUACCCAAACCCAUGGCACGAAAGUCAUGAUCUUCGCCAACUGGCGCUCCUCCGCAGAGGACAUCGUGCGCAUCCUCCGCAAAAACUCUCCCAUAAUCCGCCCGCACGUGUUCGUCGGGCAAGCCAAAUCCCACGACUCCGACGGCAUGAGCCAGAAAACCCAGCAAGAAGUGAUCGACAAGUUCAAAAGCGGGGAAUACAACACCCUCGUCGCGACGUCCAUCGGCGAAGAAGGUCUAGACAUCGGCGAAGUCGAUCUCAUCUGCUGCUACGACUCCAAAUCCUCCCCAGUCCGCAUGCUGCAGCGCAUGGGCCGUACGGGGCGUAAACGCGCGGGUCGGAUCAUCCUGCUGAUGAUGAAGGGCAAGGAAGAGGCGCAGGCGGAGAAGGCCAAGGUGAACUAUCAGGACAUGCAGGGAGUGAUCGCGAGCGGGAGCAAGUUCGCGUUCCACGACGAGAUGUCGCGGCGAAUCUUGCCGAAGGAUAUGGUCCCCGUGGUGGAUAAACGGGAGGUGGAGAUCCCCGUGGAGAAUUCGCAGGCUGAUACGCAGUUGCCCAUCCCGUCGACGCAGGGCAGGAAGAGGCAGAAGCGGAAGCCGAAGAAGUUUCAUAUGCCAGAUGGCGUGCAGACGGGAUUCGUCACUGCGAAUAGGCUGGGGGAUGAUGAGGAGGAGCGGGGAGCGCCGGUCCAGGACCCCCCUGCGGAUAUCCCGACGCUGGACGAAGUGCUUCUUACCAGAGCCGACGAGGCGGACUUUGAGCACCGCUAUCUGAACACCGCUGGCGAUGAUAACAAUGUGGUAUCUGCGCCCGCGCUGGAUCGGUUCCCGGAUCAUCAGAUGAAGCCCUCGAGGGGGUUCUUGAUUCCCUCGCGGAAAGAUAAGCGCACCUUAUCUGGAAUGAUGAAGCGGAUGCACCAGAUGGGAUC